This is a messenger RNA of Capsicum annuum, 693 nucleotides long. RefSeq names its product flowering time control protein FY-like. Lineage: Eukaryota; Viridiplantae; Streptophyta; Magnoliopsida; Solanales; Solanaceae. The transcript has a single exon. The record is from RefSeq and is a predicted model, not a curated record. Bases 1 to 693 code for a protein of 230 amino acids. Gene Ontology annotation, cellular component: mRNA cleavage and polyadenylation specificity factor complex. Gene Ontology annotation, molecular function: protein binding.
AUGGCCAGGUCCCCGGUUCGGGUCGUGACAAUAUAUCUCAAGGAAGUUGUUUCUGCUGCGUCUGGGGAGAAGCUAGAUGAUAUUUUUGAACUUCCAUCUGAUGACUCAAAGGAUGAUGACUUCAACCCUGAAAAUCCAGAUGUAAAAAAAAAUGAUUCCGAAGUUGAGGCCAGUUCUGAUGAAUCUACCAUUAAAGUAUGGGACUUCACAAGCUGCCAAGAAGAGCGCUCAUUAUCUGAUGGAAAAGAUAAUCUUGUUAAACUUUGGGAUGCUAAGUCAGGGGAGGAGCUUUCGUCAUUUCACGGGCAUAAGAAUAUCGUUCUCUGCAUGAAGUGGAAUCAGAAUGGUAACUGGAUCCUUUCUGCUUCCAAGGAUCAAAUUAUCAAGCUUUAUGACAUAAGGGCUAUGAAGGAUCUUGAGUCGUUCCAUGGGCAUCAGAACAUGACAUUAUUGUCCUGGCAUCCGUUUCAUGAAGAAUAUUUCGUCAGCAGAAGCUAUGAUGGUUCAAUAUUUCAUUGGCUUGUGGGGCAUGAAGCUCCUCAAGUAGAAAUUACAAAUGCACAUGAAACUGGUGUGUGGGAUCUUUCAUGGCACCCAAUUGGUUAUCUCCUUUGCAGUGGAAGCAAUGAUCAGACAACAAAUUUCUGGUGCAGAAAAAGGCCUGGCGACUCCGCUCGUGAUAAUUCAAUUUAG